ACAGCAAUCGCGCACGUUGUACCCAAACGACUUUAGAACCCUGUGUACGAGCUCGAAUCGGCGAUACGUUGUAUCAUACAAGUCGUGAACUAAUCUAAAUGUCUGUUUUUGAGGACACUUCACCAGAAUUGAUGCCGGAAUCCGGUAUGGUCGAGGGGGUGCCGUAAAGCGGCGGAGUGCGUUCGCGAACUACGACUCCCAUAAUCCUUCGUGGCGCACGUGAUUGUCUCAUGCCAGACAGCCAGCUGCGUUGUGGGAAGGAAACCAGGUAGAUGGAGCUCAGUGCUGUUUUCAGUUGCAGAGCGAACCGGAGGGUGUUGAGUCCACAGGUGCAGUGAUGUGUCCCAAUUCGUCGAAGCUCACCGGUCUGAUCGCCGCUACGUUCACGCCGCUCACUCCUCAAGGAGAGUUGAACCUGGCACUGAUCGGGCCGUACGUGGACUACCUGCUGGAGAAGCAGCGCGUGCGCAGCGUGUUCGUAAACGGGACGACGGGCGAAGGAUGUUCUCUGACCCUGGAGGAACGGAAGCAGCUGGCGGAGGAAUGGUGCCGUCAGGGAAAGGGGAAACUCGACCAGGUCAUCGUUCACGUCGGGUGUUUGAGCGUGAAAGACUCCCAGGAGCUGGCACGUCACGCCGCCUCGGUCGGAGCCGACGCCAUCGCCGCCAUCUCUCCGUUUUUCUUGAAACCCAGUAAUGCAGAGGCGUUACAGAUGUUUCUAAAGGAAGGUUCAGCCGCUCCACAGCUUCCUCUCUACUAUUAUCACUUACCCGCACUGACCGGAGUGAAGCUGAACGUGAGGGAGGUUCUGCAGGGCAUUGAGACGCAGAUUCCCUCGUUCAAAGGGCUGAAGUUCAGCGGAGUGGAUUUGAGAGACCUGGGGCAGUGUGUCUCUUACUGCCGUCCGCACGGUUGGUCCGUCCUCUACGGAGUGGAUGAGCAACUGCUGGGAGCCUUGGCGUUGGGAGUCUGCGGCGCCGUGGGAAGUACGUACAAUUACGUGGGUCACUUCAUGAACAAGAUGCUGAACGCAUUUGAAAAAGGAGACCUCGCUCUCGCUCAGGACCUGCAGUUUAAAAUGCAGGACGUCUUCACUUUCGCAAACAGUCUGGGCUUCGACCUGGCCAUGAAUAAGCAGGUGAUGAGUUUGUGGUCCGGCUUACCCAUGGGUCCUCCGAGGCUGCCGCUGCUCCCUUGGCCUUCUGAUCGCACUCAGGACAUCGUUAAGAAACUGCAGCAGGAAAUGGGGCCCUGUCCUAAAUAAAGCACAAACAACAACUGACCAAUCAGCCGCGGUGAAUACGCACAGGUCAUCCGGGGUACCAUGCGUUUUAUUUCCGCUGACGCGGCAAGCCAUAUCCUUUUCAUGUAACACUCCUGUAACUUGAUAUCGUUUAAUGUUUUAUAAUAUCUCAGAGAAGGAGGGCUUUCGGGUUUUUUUCCUUUACGGGUGCAGACGAAGGAAAACAGCACGGAACCUGCGACGUACAAAAUACACAUUUUAUUAGUACUGUAGUCAAUUAAAGGACCUACGUAGAGUACCUACACUUUAUACACAACAUGGAGACUAAUGUACAUUUAUAGAAUGUUAUUGUUUAUGAAAUACUGUAACACUCCUGUUUUCUAAACUUUUACUGAGAAUUUCUUCUGAUUACCUGAGGGACAGAAAAGAGAACAGUCCUUAAUAUAGCGUAAUCAGUGAUCCUUCUCCACUUCAAUAACACUAUUUGAACAAACGUAUUGGGACACCUGACCUUUUCUGCUCCAUGUGGUUCUUUUUCAAACUGCAGACACACAACAUUUUUGAGUGCGGUUUAAUAAACAUCUUGACCUCGGGAACUCAAACCUGUUCCAGCAUGGCAAUGUGCACAAAGCGAGCUCCUUGAAGAUCUGCUUUACAUAAUUUGGAGAGGAAGAUCUUGAGUGAGCUGCUAUAGAGCUCUGAUCUCAUCCCUAUUAAACACCUUCGGGAUUAAUUGGAACAUUAAAUGCACCCCUGCAUCAGGACUUUACUAACACCAUUGUGGCUGAUGAACACACAUGUCCACAAUGCGUAUUCUAAAGUCUAGUGGAACAUCUUCCCAGAAGAGCGAAAGGAAUUCUAAGAGGAAAUUGGAACUAAAUGUGGAACGUGAUGCUCAAAAAGCACAUACAGGUGUGCAGGUGAGGUGAUGAAGCCUGGGGUGCAGUCAGCAUUAAAACAAAUCAUCCCAAAUGUGUUCAAUAGCGUUGAGGUCAGAGAUAUAUACCCAGGUUUGGGUUUUGUAGUUUGGGUCUCGUACCAACAUUGUGGUAGCCACGUAUUGUGGCAGGUGUCCCAACACGUUGUGUUUUAUUUACUCACCAUACACACUUCUCUCAUUGUUGUGUCCAGGUUUUAUCUUUGUUUGUUGGUUCAAACUAGUUUUUUGACAGGUCUAAUUAACUAAGCCUGGAUUUAAUAAGAGGCUGUUUACUCACUGUGCACUGGAUCAGGAACACUCUGAUUAUGGUUAAGGCCUCCUUCUGCUCCCAAAAGUGCCAUAGAUUGCACAAAAUGUUGAUUCUGACUCCAGAUUUUCCAGAUUCAUUCUCUUCCAAGGACCCAACGUUUUUUUAAGCAUGAAUUUACAAGGCAUUGUUUGUGUGGGGAAAAAAUAUAUAUAUUUUUUCUUUCCUGGAGGAUGGCAAUCUUUAAAAAAAUUUGUAGAUUUUUAAUAGACACAGUUUAGAAGUCACAUGAUUUUUGAGCAGAUGAUGAAAUGGAUUAAAUCUCUUAAGACUUGAACACGGGUGCAGUGAUGAUUUACACUUUGUACUGUAAUGCUUACAGUUAAUACUAAUGGUUUUAAUAGAAAUGUCAUUUAUUUUAGAAUAAUGGAUUAAAAAAAUGUAAUAAAUGUAA
Messenger RNA from Silurus meridionalis, 2884 nucleotides. RefSeq names its product N-acetylneuraminate pyruvate lyase (dihydrodipicolinate synthase) (gene npl). Gene Ontology annotation, biological process: N-acetylneuraminate catabolic process. The record is from RefSeq and is a predicted model, not a curated record. Gene Ontology annotation, molecular function: 4-hydroxy-tetrahydrodipicolinate synthase activity; N-acetylneuraminate lyase activity. Lineage: Eukaryota; Metazoa; Chordata; Actinopteri; Siluriformes; Siluridae.